Molecule: messenger RNA, 2148 nt
Organism: Pristis pectinata (smalltooth sawfish)
Lineage: Eukaryota; Metazoa; Chordata; Chondrichthyes; Rhinopristiformes; Pristidae
Product: macrophage mannose receptor 1-like
Exons: 6
Coding region: 213-1346 (377 amino acids)
Molecular function (GO): signaling receptor activity
Source: RefSeq, a predicted model, not a curated record
UUCAGUUUUGUUUUACUGAUUUUGCUUCGUUUAUCGGUGGUUAAAGUUAUCUAAUAAAACUCUUACAAACCCUCACAGACUUUGACAGGCGGCGAGCCCCUCCCAUGGCGACGGCUAUCAAGACAUUUCGGGGCGGCCUCCCCAGCUGAGGCCUCGACCACUUCACCCCACCAAGCCAACGGAAGAAGUAUUUUCCCGACACGAGACUGAGGAUGAUUUCGCUGAUUACUGCACUACUCUCCAUUGAUGCUGCAGCAGCUGUCAGUAUUCACAAUAUAGCAAGUCGAUUGAAUGAGAAACAAGUGCAAAAUCUUCGUCCCCAUUUACCUGACAACAAAGCUCAAAUGAAGUUGCAUCCUCAUCCUUUUCCUUUUCAUGAGAAAUACAACUCAGCGAAACCUUAUGCCUAUGCUGUUCCUCCACCUGAGAGCAACAAAGCAAUGGCAUCUUAUUCCUAUCCCAUGUCUCCUAAGAACAACCCAGAGUCAACUUACCACCGCUCUUACCCUUUUUAUUCUCAGAACAAGCCAACUUAUACUGGAGAUUUUGCUCAUCCUUUUCUUGUACCAUCUCCUCAAAACCAUCCAAUGAUCAGCAAUCUAUUCCCACCAGAAACCAGUCCUCGUCCUAUUCCUUUCCCUUUCUCUUUCCCUUUCUCUUUAGCUGCUUUCAAUCCCAACAACCACAAAAAAGUAUCUUAUCCUUUUCCUGAAGUGGAACUAUACCCCUCUUCAGAACAUGAGUCGGAAGUAGAAUUCUCUCAUUCUUCAGAUAAUGUGACAGAAAUGGAAGCUUAUCCUUCUCUAGAGGAUGAGGUAGAGAAAGAACUUGAUUCUUCUGCAGAGGAUGAAAUAGAAAAAGAAAAUUCUUCGGAGAACGAGACACAAAAGAAAUCUUCACCUGAUGAAGUAAAUGCCCGAACCUCUCAAACACCUUGUUUAGUUGGGUGGAUUUAUAACCGUGACUUAUCUACCUGUUACAGCUACUACCAAACUAAAAUGAACUGGAUUCAAGCUGAGAUAUCUUGCCAAAUGUAUGCACCAGGUGGACACCUUGCCUCCAUACACUGGGAAGAACACAACCAGUUCAUUCAGGAUUUGAUAAAACGCAACAACCCAGCACAGACCAGCACUUGGAUUGGUCUAAACGAUUGCCACAAGGAGGGUGUUUACCUUUGGACUGAUGGAUCUGCAACUGAUUUCACAAAGUGGAAUCAUGACCAACCUGAGGAUAAAGAAGAGAUGGACACCUGUGUGAACAUUAACUCUGAAGGCAUUGGAGGCACAUGGGAUAACAGGGUCUGUUCGGAUGAACUUCCAUUUGUUUGUGCUUACAAACUCCUUUGAAGUCAAAAUACUCAGUGCUUUAAGAAUCCUAUUGAUUUGCUUCAUAAUGCUCAUAUUACAGUUUGUAGUAAUUAUAAUUAUUUUCCUAGCAGUAAUUAAUAAAGACAACUGCAAAAAUAAUUUGUAUUGUUUUAGUUAAUUUUCAGACAGUGAUAACCUAUUUUCCUUAAGUACUGAAUCAGUAACAAAUGCUAGGUGUAUUUUGAGAUUUUUCUGACAUUCUUACUACAAGUAAUUUGUAAAAGAACUUGCUUUUGAUGUGCACAAUUUUAAAGGAAAGCAGAAUAGGUGAUUAAAACAUCUUUGGUGUCAUUUUCCCCAUUAACUGUAAAUAGUUCAGUACCUUGGCCCAGUUGUUGCAUAGAUUGAACUCUAUGUUGGGGAAGCUCCAAUCUUUUUGGACUAUGAACAGGAAAAGGCAGCUGUUGGGACAUUUUAAACAAUGUUAUGAAACUUUAGAAAUGGAAUUUAUUUUUAGAAGAAAAUUUUUGAAAAAGCUUUUGGGUAAGAGUGGAGGAGUGAAUGAAUUGGUUAAUCUUACAGGCUUGUCACAAUUGGCUGAAAGGCCUUCCUUCUUCCAUAGAGGACUCAAUGACUGAGCAGCAAUGCCCAGAGAAUAUUGCUGCAAUGGAGUAAUCAUAAAUUAUUUUGGUUAAGUAAGGUGAUGUGGGGAAACACUGUAUUCAUUAUUUUGUAUUAUUAUGCAGAAGAUGGAUUGUAUAGGUUGAACUAAAUCUGAUUGUAACAGUUGCCAAUGUAUGCUCACUUACUGUGAAAUAAAAGAACAAAUUCAUUGUUGGUC